AUGUCGAACCGUUCUCCGACUUCAGCCGACGACGGCGAUCCCUUGCCCAGGCGCCUUCUACAGGCAGCCCGGGCAGUCAACGUGAAGCUGGUGCAGGAGCUACUCGAAGCCGAGGCGGAGGUCGACUGCGAGAGCCUCCGAUGCCAGACGCCGCUGAUGCUGGCGGCCUCGCACAGUCAGUCCGAUCGAGCAGUUGAGACGUUGAAGGUCUUGCUGGAAAACGAGGCGGAGUUGGAUGCCACGGACGAUGCUGGCUGGACGGCGUUGAUGCACGCGUGCCGGAACAACAACGAGGACGGGGCCAGGCUCCUGAUCGAACACCGCGCGGACGUCCACGCGCUGGCUGCUGACGGGAAGACGACAGCCAUGCUGUGCGCCCUCGAGGGUGGCACUCGACUCAUCAAGCACUUGGGCGAGCAGGGAGUCGACAUCGACGUGCAGGAUGAGAAUGGCUGGACCCUCCUGUUCUUUGCCACAGAGACGUCGAACAAGGAGUUGAUGAGGUGGCUGCUCAAAAUGCACGCGUCUGUGGACGUGGCCGCCGACGAGUCCUUCACAACUCCCUUCAUGCUGGCAGCUAUCAACGGCAACAAAGACCUUGCAACCCUGUUGCUCAAGCAUUAUGCAGACCCAGAUGCGCAGGACAAGGAUGGCGCGACGGCCCUGAUCCUGGCUAUACAGGCGCGGCAGAUCGAGUUCGCGGACUUCCUGAUCGAAGAAGGCGUUGAAUGCACCCUCAAAACGACUGCUGGCUUGGAUGCCACUGAAGUGGCGGACAGCCUGGGCUUCCACGCUGUGUCGUCCCGCAUUGAGAUGCGCAUGAGACGGGAAGAGCGGGAUGGCCAGGACGACUCCUCGCGCGAUCACAAGCAGAAGGGCCGCAACAAGAGGACUGCUCGAGGCAGACAGCCCGUGUCGCCCAAGUCAGCAAGGUCGCCCAAGUCACCCAAAGGAGGCAGCCCUCGCGCCGACGGCAGCCCUCGCGGCACCAGCCCAAGGAGCGGCGCCAGCCCGAGAAGCGGCGCCAGCCCGAGAAGCGGGGCGAGCCCGCGCUCCGGGCGCAAGAGCAUCGUGGACGGGGCCAGCCCCCGGGGCCGGCCGAACAGCGCCGCCAAUGGCGGGGGCUCGGGAGCGAGCAGUCCGCGGGAGUCCGCCAGCCCGCGCUCUGCGCGUGGGCAAGGCCCGCAAUCUGCGCGCGGGCAAGGCCCGCAGUCUGCGCGCGCAGGCUCCAACAUGAGCCCCCGUGCUCACCGCGCGAGCCUGCGGCAAGCCAGGGGUGCGGAGGCCGCGUCUGCUGCCACGGCUGCUGCUGAGAAAGACCAGCAGGCCACAGGGGAUGAGGCUGCGGAGGGUGCCAACGACAGCGCCGCCAGCCCUCGGUCCAUCCUCAGCCCGAAGGGCGGCCUUCGCAGCGCUAGAGGAGCUCCCAGUGCGCGAGGAGACAAGAGUGCCCGGGGCAACCGCAGCGCGCGGAGACCGGUGGAGUUUGCUGCAGAGCAGGAGGAAGCCGGGUAG
Molecule: messenger RNA, 1515 nt
Organism: Symbiodinium natans
Lineage: Eukaryota; Dinophyceae; Suessiales; Symbiodiniaceae
Source: the annotation of a GenBank genome assembly